Messenger RNA from Micropterus salmoides (largemouth bass), 494 nucleotides. RefSeq names its product interferon alpha-inducible protein 27-like protein 2B. The transcript is spliced from 5 exons. The record is from RefSeq and is a predicted model, not a curated record. Lineage: Eukaryota; Metazoa; Chordata; Actinopteri; Centrarchiformes; Centrarchidae. The annotation marks the transcript as partial. Gene Ontology annotation, cellular component: membrane; mitochondrion. Gene Ontology annotation, biological process: apoptotic signaling pathway.
GGUUAAAUUGACGCAGGGACUCGGUGACGCCCUCACAGAGCGCGUGUUCAGAUAUGAACAUAGUUUAAUUUGUCAAGAAACGAAACCUAACACUCAGUAUAUAAAACUGUCCACUUCAAUGGUCAUCACAGAGAAAGACCACCAUGGACCGUGUCACUGCAAUCGCUGUUGGAGCAGGAGCAGUAGGAGCUGUGGUCGCAGCUCCUGUUGCUCUUGGGGUUGCAGGUUUCACCUCGGCUGGAAUAGCAGCAGGUUCCAUAGCUGCUAAAAUGAUGUCAGCUGCCGCAGUUGCUAACGGAGGAGGAGUGGCUGCAGGCAGUUUAGUGGCUACUUUGCAGGCAGCAGUUACGGCACUCCUCGUUGGAGCAGGAGCAGCAGGUGCGGUGGUCGCAGCUCCUCUUGUUCUGGCCGGUGUAGGUUUCACCUCGGCUGGAAUAGCAGCAGGCUCCUACGCUGCCGGCAUGAUGUCUGCUGCUGCAGCUGCUAACGGAGGG